This is a messenger RNA of Anopheles darlingi, 4773 nucleotides long. RefSeq names its product cytokine receptor (gene dome). The transcript has 9 exons. The record is from RefSeq and is a predicted model, not a curated record. Lineage: Eukaryota; Metazoa; Arthropoda; Insecta; Diptera; Culicidae. Gene Ontology annotation, molecular function: protein binding. Bases 625 to 4044 code for a protein of 1139 amino acids.
GAGAGAUCGAUGUGAAAAUCCUGUAAAAAUGCGAAAUUCUGAACAUUUUGCAAUAAUUUUGCGCGAUUUCAGAGCAAAUUAGCAUCAUUAGCAACUACCGCAGCCAUUCCGAAAAGUGUCGAGAAAGUGGAAAACUGUAGAAAUUGUUCUCAGAUCCGCUGAACGAUCGAAGAGGCUGGACCAACGGAAAAUGAUUGAACGCACUAGCAAUCCACAAACCACAAAAAGAACAUAAUAACGAGUCAAACGAGUGUUUGCAAACAGCGUUUACGCCAGGUUUACGCUUGGUUUCACGCUCCACGGACCUAGAAUCGUUUGUAAACGGCAAGCGUAAACUUUUGGGUAUUAAUUUUUACAUUACGCUAAAGUUUACGCUCCGUGUGGCCACUUGUUGCGAGGUUCGAGAAUUCGUAAAGAAAAUAUGUGCUGGAUCGGCUUGUGAAAACCAGGGCAACAGUUCAGGACCGUGAAAAGUGUUCCUUGUCUUAAAAAUAUGUCGAGGGUGGUGUUUUAGUGCCGGAGAAGAGUAAACGUUUAAAAGAAAAUUCUGAGAACCUGAACGAAAAUCGUGUUCCUGGAAUCGCGCGAGCGGCUACGCACACAACCGUCGCGUUAGCUAGCACAAUGACCGCAAAGUUUGUACUGUUGGUAGUCUCCUGGUUGUGCAGUCUACAUGAAAUCUCGGCUCUCGGUUGGAUCUUUCCCAAGGAACCCAUCUAUCGUGAGGUGAACGAUUCAUUUCGGUUGCAAUGUACUCUCGAUAUGACUGCUGGCGAUGCUAAAGGAUCCAACAGCAGCAAUCUGAUGUUCUACCGUGCGGAUGAAGCUGUACCGACAGAUCAAGUGAAGAUUCUUAACGCAACAACUAUUGAAUUGAGCGUGGAGCAUGCCGUGCCAUCGUCAAAUUAUUUUUACAUCUGCAAACUAAAUGGCACCAAAGGCGUUGAUUUGCGCAGUGUCUACAUUGGCCACAAACCACAGCGUAUUGAGGAUUUCCGUUGCCGGGCACCAUUGUGGAAAGAAAUGAACUGCACUUUUACACCGGAGCCAAACGGAGUCAAAACUCAAUACGUGCUUAUUUUCUAUGUGGAGCCCCUCAUGAAAAACUACUCCUGCAACUUGCAGCAAGUACCGAAUAGUCCGCUAAAGCAGUGCAUUAUUCCCAGUGGUGAUGGUUAUCGGGUCGUCUACGAGCACUACAACUUUGUACUUUCGGCUGAAAACAACCUCGGAACGCACGUUCAGAGCUUCAAAAUCAACAACUUCGACGUUGUGGUGCCGCAUCAACCGACCGAGUGUUCUAUCGACAAUUCCACAAUUACUUCCCAUAGUGCAGUACUUAAAUGGAAAGUGCAUAGGCAGUAUCAAACUUUUAAACGAUCCUUCCGAUUCGAGGUGAAGCUGUUUUCGAUGUUUCAUAACAAACAGUGGCAGCUUAUGGAUACUGCGAAUAUGAACCAUUCCCAGACCAAGUAUGAAUUGCCACUUAGCAGGCUAUCGUACGCGGACACGCGAUACGAUGUGCGUAUAAGGAUGCGUACAGACUCGACCGUUGAAGACGACGAUAUGUGGUCCAACUAUACAAGCUGCUUAUUUAAAACACUAUCCCGCCAACCGGACAAUCCGCCGGACGUUGCAGAUGGCAUUUUUGAAAACGCUAACGAUCAUUUGUUCCUGUACUGGCGCGAACUGUACGAGUGGCAGCACAAUGCUCGCACUGGAUUCUACUACAAUAUCACAAAACUAGGACCCAGCGGGCAGAUUAUUGAGCAUUUCAACCGAACAAGGGGUAUGAUUCAAAUGCGAAAUAUUGAGGACCAGAACUUUACGUUCAUCAUACACAGUGCAAACGGAGAUGGUCUUUCGGCUAAAAGUAGUGUCAUUUUCGUGCCUAGUAAACGGCACCGACCUGAGAAACCGGAAGUCGACAAGCUGCUGUCAGACUCGGGCAAAUUUACACUCUCCUGGAAGCGCUCCUCCUCACGGUCACCGUAUCUCGUCACCAGCUAUACCGUCUUUUGGUGUAACACGACCAGCAAUUCACCGAACGAUUGUCAUGGUUCGAUCAACUUCACUACGGUCGCCGCCAACAGUACAUCGUUCGAACUAAGCGGUGCUGGAUCGACGCUUAACUUUGCUGUGGCCGCUAACGCUGGCAACCUGUCGUCCGGUAUGGUUUGGGCCGCAUGCACUGCCACACACAAAACCGACAUUGGGAAGCUGAAAACACUCUGGAUCACGGAAAUGUUGGCAACAUACAUAAACCUUAAAUGGAAACCCGAGUGCGGUGAUGUAGCGCACACCGGAUAUCUCAUCUAUUACUGUCCAAUCAGUUCACCACGAACGCUGGGUUGCAAGGAACCAGAAAUGACUAUUAAUGUGACUGACAAAAGUCUGUAUUACACUAGGCUGGAUAACUUGAAGCCGUACGUGACAUACAAAAUCGAGAUCGCGAUGUACUCCGAGACGCACAUCGGUCCCCGUUCCGAGCCGUUGGUUAACACAACCCGAGAGGCAGCACCUUCACCACCGCGUGAGCUAAAACUACGGUCAGUUACGAAUGAUAGCAUUACCCUAUCCUGGAAGGCUCCGGAGCAUAUCAACAGCGGAAAGAUGAGCUACGAAAUUCGGUACAACAACGAUACGCUCCGUUACUACGUGGAGGAGCCGAACUCGGACGUAGAGACAACGGUGCCCGCUCUGAGCGCCUUCACGCUCUAUAAUAUCUCCGUCCGGGCACUGACUAUCGGUUACUCCAACGCGAGUAAACAGUUGACAGUACGUACUCUCGUAGGUCAACCGGAAAAGGUCGCGCAACUGAGCAGCACGAUCAAUGGUGAUUCUAAUCUAGUAAUAAGUUGGCGUAAACCGAGCGACACGGCUGGAUGCGUGGAAUUUUAUGAGCUCAAACUGAAAACCGAGCAAACCGUCAUCUAUAAGCGCCGAGGAAAUCAAUGCCAGCUGAGACAGGAGAACUGCAAAAAUACUGACACAAAAUCGUAUCAGUUUCUCGUGCGUGCCGUCAACGUUAUCAGGAAUGGGACGGAUUUUGAAGAUCUGUCAUGCGAGGAAAGGUGGUCGGAACUACAGAACCGAUGGCCGAAUCUUGUUUCGCAGAGCACCGAGUGCGACGGGGGCGGAAUGGACAGUCGAGCUUCUAUCUUUGCUUCCGAAGGAUUUGAGCUUGUGUAUGGGCCUUGGUCAGACCCACUUGCCUCCUGGUGUACCAAGGAAAAUAAUGUGUCACUGAAAUCGACAGUUUCGAUUAUUAUGUUGAUUGCCAUAUUUCUAAUGCUUUGGUUCUACUUCAAGAUGAAGCAAAUCUGUCAGGUGAAGGUUAUUAUACCAGACGGCUUGAACGAUAAAACAAGCUCCGGAAAGCCGGACAUUCUCGGUUCGGGGGGUCGCAUUAUUUUCAUUGACCAAUCGUCCAACCACGCUUCAAGUAUCGGCUCACUAAAGAAAGAGAUUUAUGGCAAAGAACAGAAUCAAUGUCUGUUACAAUCCUCAUCCUCCUCAGGAUGUGGCGAGAGCGUUGGUGAUCUGAGUGGCCAUGAUCAGCGAUCGUCGUUAGAAUAUUUCAGCAACAGCGGAGCUUUCGAAGACGAUAGCACGAGUUUCUACGAUCAGGAAGCUGAACGUCAGGAUUUGCAUGGGUUCAGCGAUGAGCCGUCGGAUAUGAUCGAUAGUCAAUUGGAUGGUCAAUUGGAUAGCACUGAAGGUGUACCAGACUUUGAAGCUAACGGAGAGAACCGAUCGCCGGAUUCACCUAUACUAUCUGAGGUCAAACCGAAAGCCUCUACGACGGCGGUGCCGCUGACUGUCACUUCCGGCUACGUUCCAGCACCCGUAGCGGUUAAUCCCUCAAAAGCACCCAUCAACUCUUCCGGAUACCUGCAGCUGAGCACACUGGUGAACAGCGGAGACAUGACGACGUCUUCAGACGUAUUUUCAAAAUCAGCUAACGCAAAAAUGGCCGCUACACCUAUAUCAGGAUACGUAACACACAAGCAACUUUCAGCCUACGGACAGCACUUAAAGUAAAACGGGGAGCUCCCACUAGAAACGUAAUCGCCAGAGAAAGGAACUACAGGGGAUCACUACGAUCGUACUAUGACUGCACUGGAUUAGGCUCUGAAGUCUCAAGUUUUCAAUGUAGUAGAAUGCUGAGUGAGAAACCAAUCGAAUGUUAUUUAAGCUGAUUGGGAGCAAAAUGUUAUUUCUAGAAAGGCAGCGCUAUGCUAGCUAUUUUGCACAAGAUGCUCCUAUGUUACUGUCGCUGCUAAUACUACUACACACUACCACAUAUCUGUUCCUAUGGAUGUAGCUAAUACCUUACUAUUGGGUCUUCAUUGCCAUCACCUUCAUUAGUACUUUAUUGUGCCAUUCCUGUUGUAGGAGAAAAGCAACAGAACGUAGAAUGAAGUGAAGUUUGCUUCCCGCAAAUACAGGAUUGGCACCUCUUUGUUACAGGAUAGUACCUGCAUGAGAGUUUACUGCUAGCACUCAAGUAUCUUUUUCAUCAAGGUGAUGGUGCCACCUUUUUUAGUACUUUGUAAUCAAGUGUGUAAUGUCUGAAUGUUCUAUAUCGUACGAGAUAUAGAUUGCUGUUACAAUUGCCCCGAAUCUUCCCAAUGCCACCUCACCUCCCCAUUCUCAACCCCUUUGCACAGGCCGUUGAUUCUCCAAUUAUGUUAAGGAAGUGUGUAAUGGUUAAGAAACAUUAUAGUAUUAUUAAUAAAACAAUGAAUAAUUUUGAUCCUUCCUUCCAAA